AAUGAAUUCACGCCCCGCGCACAGUCUCUCGCCGCAAGGGCGUUUCACUAGCACGUUUGGGCGCGUUGGGCGGUGUCCGGAUAUAAAAGACUCAGCCCGAGCGGGCAGCCGCCAUUCUGGGGUUCGUUUAGAGGUUUGAAUUUUCUCGGAGAAAGACGGGCCGGCCACGAGGAGAAAAGAAACAAGCCGCAGCAACAUCUAAGCCCUUGAAAGGAUCCUGAGAGAGGGGGGAAAGGGAAAACAGCAGCCACCAGCCCAACCACUUGUGUCUUCUGCCCCUUCCCACCUAUCUUGCCCACCCCACCAGCCCACGCUGCCUGGGACUUGAAAUCUGUGGCCGAAGGACCGUCACCACAUAACUUCAAAAAUAAUCAACCACCCUCCCUUCCCAAACCCACCCAAAUUCACUCAUCCAGCGUUUACUUUUUUUAAUCCACUCAGAACUUUUUUUCUACGACCCCCCUCCCUACAUGGAGUUGGGUGGGGGGGAAAUGAAUACUGAGUUGGCCUUUAUUUUUUUUAAGGAGACUUUUUGAUCCAAUGAGGCCCCGCAAAUAAUUGAGUUUUGGGUCCUGGUUGGUGGUUUUAUUUUUUUUCUCCAAAAUUUUAACCCCCUCCCCCCUGAGCCCGAGGUGCUGACGUCGCAAAAAAAUUGGAUAGUAAGUGUCGAAUUUUCAAAAACCAGCCUUGCAACAAGAAAUCAACGUUUCCCUUUGUGAAACCAAAAAUAAUGAGAGGAAGAAAUGAGACCGUAGAACAAAUAGAGAACUGGAGAAGGACCGAUCCGGUCACUUAAUCUCCAUUAAAAAGGGCCUUUGGGUCUAAACAGUGUUCUCUCUCCCCUACCACCUGCCUCUUCCCUGCUCUGCUGCAGGCUAGGAGAGGGUGGAGGGAGGGCCCGCAAGUUAAGAUUUUGAUGGUUAACCCUUGGUAAUCCAGCCAAUUUCCAGACUGCCAAAGCCAUAAGUGUUUGCUUUUUAUAAGGAGGUAUGGUUACCUUCCUCUCGUUAGCAGCAGUCUUCAAAAGGGUUAAUGAGCUCACAUACAAAAGAUGGUGGAUUUUGUGGCCCAGAAGUCCCACUUCUUUGUGUGUGAGACAAGCAGGGCGCCUUUCAAUUUGCCAGAUUAAUAAGCAAUCUGUACAUAAAGAUUGCAGGGUAAGGAGAUGGGCAGAGAGAAAUAGGUGGCUAUGACUUUUUAAAUGAUUGUUAACUCUCAAUUUUAAUGUAAUUUGUUUGGGGUAUAUUUGUGUGGUUAAUAUAGGUGGCAAUCUAGGAAUAAAGAUUGCAAGACACUUAAUUCAGGGCAAAAUAUAAUCUUAGUGCCAAUACAUACAAGAUACUGGGGAGGUAAAGAAUGUCUUGUAAUUGUUGCAGAUUGCGUAGGUUAUUUAAAAGCAAAAAAAAGUGAUUAACAUUUUAAUUUGAUACUUUUUGGUGGGAAUACAGUUAAGUAGAGGGUGGAAAGGUUGGGGAAAUGUGGAAUUCAGGAGUAUAAUUUUAAAAGCCAUUUAGUGCAAUUGAAUGCUAGCUUUCUAAAAGAUUUGUGUCGUUAAAAGGAAUUUUUUUCUUCCCUGCUUCAAUAUGGCGACUUUCUUUGUCCUUUUGUCUUCCAAGCGGCGUUGCAGGUUGUGUCUUGACCCAUUUUUCUCCUGUCCUCCCACCUCAACCCUAUUUGUUGAGAGGGGUCCAAGUCCUCCCCCCUUUCCCUUUAUAGGGAGGAUGGGGGGUGGUCGACAGUAGCAAGUUGAACCUCAAUUGGAAAUUCAGUUCUUCCCCGCAGAAAAUUGUUCUUUUUAAUAUUUUAAUUGCUUUUAUUUUCACACUGCUCUUAUUCAAAGUAGGUCAAAGACUAUUCAGGAUGGGGGCUGCUUUUUGUCUUUUGGUUUUUUUUACUAAAAGGUUUUUUAAUGUAAAAAGCUACCGGCAGAGCCGGGAUAGCUUUUUAAGUUUGAGUCCUCUUCUCCGUAACAAGAUGGCGUCCCUGCUUUGUUGUUUUUCUCCCCCUUUUGCCAUCCAGAGCUUAGGGCCGCCCUAGAAACUUGGUCAAGGGGGAGGAGCAGCAUUGAAAGGUGAUGUAAUCAGCUUUCUUCCUCCUUUCUCCACCCUCUUUAAACUCCACCCCGAGCAGAUGCCUUCUGGACUCUUGUGCACGCUGCUGCUAGACAGGAAAAGCCAUUUUCCUUAUUUUCUUUAUAACCUUUUAUAGCCAUUAUCUUAAAAGGAAAAAAGCUUAUAGGAAUUAGGUCUUGAAGCUGUCCGUCUCCUUGGGCAGCUUUAGUUUUUGUAUUUAACGAUCCCGAGUCUGUUGCUUUUAUUUUCACCCUCUUUCAUCACUACUGCUUGGAAUUUUUCCCCGCUUCAGUUGCCAGGGGUGGAAACCAGUCAAAACAGCUAUACUAGGACUGGAAGCUUUUGAGGGGAGUGUGUGUGAGCGUGUGUUUGUCUUCUCUGUGUGUUGGGGGAUACUGGAGGAAGACACAAGGGCUUGUGAAUGAGUAACUGGAAUAGACAACUGGGGCCUAAUGACACUGAAAUGUGCCGUUUCUGCUCAGGAAUCAGUCCUUGGGCCUCUUGCAUUUGGUGGCUUUGUAUGAUGAGAAUCUGGGGGAGAGUGGGUACUUUAGGACUUUCUUCUAAAUCGCCCUUAUUCCCGCCUCUGGGUUUGGGGGUAAGCUCUUUGUGUUCAGUGCUGUAUCACGUUCUCCAGUUGCUUAGCUCCUGUACAUUGGUACUAGGAUGAGAAGUGAAUCGUUAGGAAAGGAGGCGGCAGUUGUAAACUCAAGGCAGGGGGAUUCAAGCUACGGUUUCUGAAAACCUCAACCAUGGGUUCGGGUCCCAUAGACCCCAAAGAGCUUCUCAAGGGCCUGGAUAGCUUCCUUAACCGAGAUGGGGAAGUCAAGAGUGUGGAUGGGAUUUCGAAGAUCUUCAGUCUGAUGAAGGAAGCACGAAAGAUGGUGAGUCGGUGCACUUACUUGAACAUUCUCCUGCAGACCCGUUCACCAGAAAUAUUGGUCAAGUUUAUUGACGUUGGUGGUUACAAGCUUCUUAACAAUUGGCUGACAUAUUCAAAGACAACCAACAACAUUCCCCUCUUGCAGCAAAUUCUACUGACCCUGCAGCACCUACCACUCACUGUUGACCAUCUCAAGCAGAACAACACAGCCAAACUGGUGAAGCAGCUGAGCAAGUCAAGUGAGGAUGAAGAGCUCCGGAAAUUGGCCUCAGUCCUUGUCAGCGACUGGAUGGCUGUCAUCCGCUCCCAGAGCAGUACCCAGCCUGCUGAGAAAGAUAAGAAGAAACGGAAAGAAGAGGGAAAGAAUCGAACCACCCCUCCUGAGCGACCGUUGACUGAGGUGAAGGCUGAGACUCGGGCUGAGGAGGCCCCAGAGAAGAAGAGGGAGAAGCCCAAGUCCCUCCGAACCACGGCGCCCAGUCACGCCAAGUUCCGCUCUACCGGACUAGAGCUGGAGACCCCAUCUUUGGUGCCUGUGAAGAAGAAUGCCAGUGCAGUGGUGGUUUCUGACAAGUACAACCUUAAACCCAUCCCCCUCAAGCGUCAGAGUUCCGCAGCUGCCCCAGGAGAUGCUGCGCCCCCUGCAGAGAAGAAAUACAAGCCACUCAACACAACACCCAAUGCCACCAAAGAGAUCAAAGUGAAGAUCAUCCCGCCACAGCCUAUGGAGGGCCUGGGCUUUCUGGAUGCGCUCAAUUCAGCCCCUGUUCCAGGCAUCAAAAUUAAGAAGAAGAAGAAGGUGCUGUCACCCACAGCUGCCAAGCCAAGCCCAUUUGAAGGGAAAACGAGCACAGAACCGAGCACAGCCAAACCUUCUUCCCCAGAGCCAGCACCUCCUUCUGAGGCUAUGGACACAGAACGUCCAGGGACCCCAGUUCCCCCUGUUGAAGUCCCAGAGCUCAUGGAUACUGCCUCUUUGGAGCCAGGAGCUCUGGAUGCAAAGCCAGUGGAGAGUCCUGGAGAUCCUAGCCAGCUGACCCGGAAAGGCAGGAAGAGGAAAACUGUGACCUGGCCUGAGGAGGGCAAACUGAGAGAGUAUUUCUAUUUUGAACUGGAUGAAACUGAACGAGUGAAUGUGAAUAAGAUCAAGGACUUCGGCGAGGCAGCUAAGCGAGAGAUACUGUCAGACAGACACGCGUUUGAGACGGCCCGGCGUCUGAGCCACGACAACAUGGAGGAGAAGGUGCCCUGGGUGUGCCCCCGGCCCCUUGUGCUGCCCUCGCCUCUCGUCACCCCUGGAAGCAACAGCCAGGAGCGGUACAUCCAGGCUGAGCGGGAGAAGGGGAUCCUUCAGGAGCUCUUCCUCAACAAGGAAAGUCCUCACGAGCCUGAUCCUGAGCCCUAUGAGCCUAUCCCCCCAAAACUCAUCCCCCUAGAUGAGGAAUGUUCCAUGGAUGAGACCCCGUAUGUUGAGACCCUGGAGCCUGGGGGGACCGGUGGCUCACCCGAUGGGGCAGGCGGUUCCAAGUUACCUCCUGUUCUGGCCAAUCUUAUGGGAAGCAUGGGUGCCGGGAAGAGCCCCCAGGGUCCUGGAGGAGGAGGCAUCAAUGUGCAGGAGAUCCUCACCUCCAUCAUGGGUAGCCCUAACAGUCAUCCCUCAGAGGAACUGCUGAAGCAACCAGACUAUUCAGACAAGAUCAAGCAGAUGCUGGUGCCUCAUGGACUCUUAGGCCCUGGUCCCAUAGCCAAUGGUUUCCCACCGGGAGGCCCCGGGGGCCCCAAGGGCAUGCAGCACUUCCCCCCUGGACCUGGCGGACCUAUGCCAGGUCCCCAUGGAGGCCCUGGGGGCCCUGGUGGGCCAGUGGGUCCACGUCUCCUGGGUCCCCCACCCCCUCCCCGGGGGGGAGAUCCCUUCUGGGAUGGCCCAGGUGACCCCAUGCGGGGUGGCCCGAUGCGUGGGGGCCCAGGACCGGGUCCUGGGCCAUACCAUAGAGGCCGUGGUGGCCGAGGAGGAAAUGAACCACCUCCUCCUCCUCCUCCAUUCCGAGGGGCCAGAGGAGGGCGCUCUGGAGGAGGACCUCCAAAUGGACGAGGGGGCCCUGGUGGGGGCAUGGUUGGAGGUGGUGGGCAUCGUCCCCAUGAAGGCCCUGGUGGGGGCAUGAGCAGUGGCAGCGGACAUCGUCCCCAUGAAGGCCCUGGCAGUGGCAUGGGCGGUGGGCAUCGCCCCCACGAAGGCCCUGGUGGUAGCAUGGGUGGGGGACAUCGCCCCCACGAAGGCCCUGGCGGCAGCAUGGGCGGUGGCAGUGGCCAUCGUCCUCAUGAAGGCCCUGGCGGAGGAAUGGGUGCUGGUGGUGGACAUCGGCCCCAUGAAGGCCCUGGACAUGGGGGGCCCCAUGGCCACCGGCCUCAUGAUGGCCCUGGUCACCGAGGCCACGACCAUCGAGGGCCACCCCCUCAUGAGCACCGUGGCCAUGAUGGCCCUGGCCAUGGCGGAGGGGGCCACCGAGGGCACGAUGGAGGCCACAGCCAUGGAGGAGACAUGUCAAAUCGCCCUGUUUGUCGACAUUUCAUGAUGAAGGGUAACUGCCGCUAUGAGAACAACUGUGCCUUCUACCACCCGGGUGUCAAUGGGCCCCCCCUGCCCUAGGGACCACCUGCCCGCCCCGCCCACACCCCUGUGGACUGCAGCCUUGCUCCUUCCGCCCUUUUAUGGCUUCUGUGAGGCCCAUUUUCCCCUUUCCCCAGCUGAUGAGGAGCCGGCCCCCUCAGUGCCCACCUGCCUGGGUUCCUGGGGGUUUUCUGAUCACUGGUGCGCAUUGAUGUACAUAUUUUCCUCCAGUCUGGGGAGGAGAGAGACUGGACACAUUCUGUACCCUGGACUGCCGAAGAGGAGACCCUGUUGGCUUCACUUUUUGAGGAGAUUUGCCCUUUAUGCCAAGCACCUCUCCGGUAUUACCCUUUAUGCCUGAGAACCUAAAGCUGGUUAUCCUGGAGAACACCUCUACUCUCCUCUUGUGGGUCCUCCACAUGCACACAGAACUCUGACACGGGAUCAACUGCACUUAUGAAAUCAUCCCAGCCAAGUUCAUGCUUCCUCAUGGGGUGGGGAGAUGGUAAAAGGGGUAUUGUGUAUCCCACUGCACUGAGAGGACUCAAUCAGGCUGGAUUUGAGUUCUGGAACACAUCAUCCCCACUCCUCCCCUGACACAGGCUUUACAUUGAGUCCUUUCUCAAGUAAGACGUUGCAAUCUUCCGUGAACACCCAAGUUUGCAUCAUGGGUCUGCUAGGUUCAAUGAUGGCAAAUUCACAUCGGCAUCCGGUGAAAAGUUUUAGCUGGCAUAGGUGAGGCCAUUGGUGGUGGUCCACCCUUGCCUGCAGCUCAUUCUGGAAAUUAAAACACUUCAGUGAGACCAGCUUUUCAUCAACUGAAGCCCGGCGUGCUGGGCAUGCCAGUCACACUACACGCACUGCCUCUGGGAGUUAGCACGCUCCUGGCCCCCACCUGGAACCUUGUGGGUGUGAAGCCUCCAGCUCCCUUGCCCUGUCAGCCACCUCUGAAUCCCCACCAGGUGCCUUCCUGGGUGGAUUCAAUAAGAUGACCUGCCCUCUCCCAGCCCUCUCCUUCACCUGUCUCAGCAUCAGUUGUUUUCUAUGAAAACUGGAUUGGUUGGGUUUUGUGCAGGGUCUUGGGUUAGAGCCACAAUGGAUUUGAGGAUAAGUAUUUUCUUUUUUCUUUUGGUUUUGUAUAUUUUGUACAUUAAUAAUAAACAGUGGAAAGAGAAGUAUUUAACCCCUGGUGUGCUUGGACUGUUUAAAAAG
Messenger RNA from Balaenoptera musculus (blue whale), 6775 nucleotides. It is a transcript of the gene PPP1R10, whose product is annotated as protein phosphatase 1 regulatory subunit 10. Bases 2825 to 5602 code for a protein of 925 amino acids. The transcript is spliced from 20 exons. Lineage: Eukaryota; Metazoa; Chordata; Mammalia; Artiodactyla; Balaenopteridae. The record is from RefSeq and is a predicted model, not a curated record. Gene Ontology annotation, molecular function: metal ion binding. Gene Ontology annotation, cellular component: nucleus.